Messenger RNA from Fraxinus pennsylvanica, 483 nucleotides. The record is from the annotation of a GenBank genome assembly. Lineage: Eukaryota; Viridiplantae; Streptophyta; Magnoliopsida; Lamiales; Oleaceae.
AUGGGAGCUAACACGAGCCGAGUGGUUGGAACAUAUGGCUACAUGUCCCCAGAAUAUGCUAUAGAUGGCCAUUUCUCAGUGAAAUCAGAUGUAUUUAGCUUUGGGGUUUUGGUGCUUGAGAUAGUGAGUGGCAAAAGAAAUAGAGGAUUUUCUCACAAAGAUCACCACCACAACCUUCUUGGACAUGCAUGGAUGCUAUAUAAAGAAGGAAGGUCUUUGGAAUUAGUCGAUACUUACCUUGGCAUCUCGGGCUAUUUAUCAGAAGUGCUGCGAUCGAUCCAUGUGGGACUGUUAUGUGUUCAACAAUGUCCACAAGAUAGGCCAAGCAUGUCUGCAGCAGUGUUAAUGUUGGGAAAUGAAGGUUUGUUGCCUCAAGCUAGACAACCUGGUUUUUUCACAGAAAGAGAUGCUGAAAGUUCGAGUAGCACAAACACUGCAAAUUCAACAAACCAAAUGACCAUUUCACUGGUGGAAGCACGAUAA